ACAACAGGUUGUCUCCCUUAGAAGAACGGCGCAAAAUAUGAAAACAUUAGUUACCGACCGUAAAUACUGGGUCUUAAAACACUGAGAGCAAUUCAAGAAGUUUGUAUAUACCAUUUGAAGAAGAAGCAGUUCUACAGGAUAAGACUGCUUCAGUAUGGAUUCGACUACACUCAUUGAUUUGGCUCAUCAUUUUGACACCAAGCUAUCAAACCUGCACACAGCAUAUGACCUGACUGAGGCUAAGCAUGACCCAUCCUGCCAAAAGUUGCUGGUGUCUGGGAAGGAGCUAGAAGGUUUGCAAUGUAUCCUGUCACAGAUGAAAGCUGAGCUGCAGAAAGGGAAGGAAGCAGUCUCAAAGGCACAGGAAUUGAAAAUAACAUACCAAGAUGUGAUAGAGGAUUUGAAGUAUACCAUACAGCACCUGCCGACUCGACUCCCCAACAAACCUGUACCAGGCCAACACAUUGAUUUGCAUUGUAAGCCUGACAAGAAUGGGACAACAUCUUCCAUCAAACACAAGGCUGUAGAGGUGUUGAGGCCGGUGAAGGAGGUGAUAUACUGUCCCCCUAUAGAAUACCUCACUGUGGAUGAGUUUGACACUGUGCCCAAGUACAUGAAGGGCCGACUCACAUACAACCAACUGAAUGGUGUAAUUGAUGACUUGAAUAAAACUUUCCUGGCUAAAUACAAGAUUCUCAAGAUGAAGAGAACCAAACUGUCAGAUGUCAACAGGAAAAGAUACGAGACUUUCAAAUUGCAGGAAUCCAAAGAUUGUAAAGAUACGUUUUUCGUGGUGGAGGGAGACAUGAAGGAGUUCGCCAAGAUGAAGAUGGAUGCGACAUCUCGAUCCAUGUUGACAGUGUUACGUCACUGUGGACGAAUGAGGGAAAUACGUGGUGGGGGAAUCACGCGCUUUGCCAUGGUGGAGAUGUAUUAGUCAGACGUGACUUUAUGGGACACACUUCAUCAGUCUCAUGAUAAUUUACAGCAAAUAAUCUCUUUAUAUGUAUCACUGCUGUCUUGAGAAAAUCACUGGAAACCUUAUGAACAGUCAAUGACAAUGGAGAUUCACCAGAAGAAGUGUGUUCAUUGGUGUUGAUAGGUGAUGUUGACAAUGACUCCUAACUGAUGCUGGGAUGUGCGGAAGUGUCCACUAAAUCUUCCAACCCGACACCUUGAAGCUGGGCUAGCUCUGUGGUUCAUGUGCCCAUUCAUCACAACUGAGACCUGGGUUUGCUAUUCGACAUUGGUACAUAGUGUCAUACCCAUUCAGGUGUCCCCUACUGUGCUGUGACAUUGCUAAAAGCAGCAUAAAACCACACUCACUCA
Messenger RNA from Haliotis rubra (blacklip abalone), 1329 nucleotides. RefSeq names its product spindle and kinetochore-associated protein 1-like. The record is from RefSeq and is a predicted model, not a curated record. Gene Ontology annotation, biological process: chromosome segregation; regulation of microtubule polymerization or depolymerization; cell division. NCBI's taxonomy places the organism in Eukaryota, Metazoa, Mollusca, Gastropoda, Lepetellida, Haliotidae. Gene Ontology annotation, cellular component: mitotic spindle; outer kinetochore; spindle microtubule. Gene Ontology annotation, molecular function: microtubule binding.